Molecule: messenger RNA, 2545 nt
Organism: Colletes gigas
Lineage: Eukaryota; Metazoa; Arthropoda; Insecta; Hymenoptera; Colletidae
Product: SAP30-binding protein
Exons: 2
Coding region: 602-1591 (329 amino acids)
Biological process (GO): regulation of DNA-templated transcription
Cellular component (GO): nucleus
Source: RefSeq, a predicted model, not a curated record
UCGUACGACGAUUACUUUCGUCGGAUCCUGAAUCUAUUUUAUACCAUGUUUGUGGUAAUACGUUCAGUCGGUUACGAGAUUGAUACCUUCAGCUUUUUGCGUAACAAUCACAAACUUUCGUAAGAUGCGGUAUCUAUUUUAUAGUUCAUCUGCGACGAAGUUUUAAAGUUUGGUAGCUUCAUUCCGCUUCUUUCCAAUCACUGUGUGCAUUGCUUUGGAAUGUACGCAUGCGCAUUCCAGAAACUCUUAAAGAAAAAAAUCGAGUAAGUCAGAACAGGCUACAGUAUGCGCUGAUAAUGUUGAACGUCUUCGAUUAAAGAAAGCAAACUUAAUCGGAGAGUAAUGUGUCGCAAGUUUAUCAUAAUGAACGGAAAAUCAGGUAUAGUGUAGACAGGAAGAUCGUGGAUUCGAACAGUCAGAUACGGUAUAGUAAUAAACAUUCCAAACAAAUAUUGGGGCAUAGUUAAAGUUGAUAUACAAAGGCAUAUAUUGCGUACAUAAUAGCCCUACAACUAAAAGGCAUACAACUCGACGCUAGACCGGUGAGUUCCAACACAAAAUAUUGCUUGGUAGUACGGCGGACACUCAAAGCCAACUAACCAUGUCUGUACAAAGUGUUGCUCUGGCAUCUCUCACGGCCACCUAUACCGACUCGGAGGGCGAAGACGGGGUGGAAGACGACCUUCAGGAGAAUUCGAACACUCCCCAGGGGACCGCCCCGCAUAAUGCCCAAGUCGGUCAGCCCCAGGCUUUCACCAGUCCCAAAUCUGGCAGAUCAGCCUCAAAUAGUCCCGUCGUUGCUCCCAGCGUCGGUGGCAAGUCUAGUAACGAUUUGUCAAAUGCGCCCACCUUAGUGACAGACGUGACGUCUAAGGUGCAGAGAUUGGUUUCGUACUUUGAUGACACAAUAGUCUCCGACGACGAGGGAGUGUUGCAGACACUGGUCGACGGACAGCCUUCUGAGAAUGGAAGGUUGUCCUCGAUUACGGAACGCUCUCCCUCUUGUCAAGGAGAAUUAGUUUCAGAUAGCGAGGUGGAUCCGUAUGGCGUGACUAUUCCACCGGAACCACUAGGCCAGUGUCCUGUGGAGUUACAGGAGAAGAUAAUGAAACUUUUUAGGAAAAUGGAGAGUGGCGGUUUGGACAUGAAUAAAGUUAUACAACAAAGAAAGGAUUUCAGAAAUCCGUCUAUUUAUGAGAAACUUAUUCAGUUUUGUAGCAUCAACGAAUUGGGCACCAAUUAUCCCGUGGAUAGAUUUGAUCCGUUCAAGUGGGGUAAAGAUUCUUAUUACGAGGAACUCGCCAAGGUUCAAAAGGCUGAAAUGGAUAAACUUGAGAAAGCUAGAAAAGAGAAAACAAAAAUUGAGAUUGUUUCCGGUACAGCCAAGCGACCCAAUAGUUCUAGUGUGACCGAAGACGAUGCCAAGAAAAGAAAAAGUAAAUGGGAUCAAGUGGCAACGGGAGCCACCGCCUCCGUAAAGCCUACCGUUUUGUUGUCACAACCGACUCUUACCACGUUAACGUCAUCUGCGACUGGCACCAAAGCGACGGUAAUAUCGGCUUUCGGAUCUUUACCAAAGAAAAGACUGUAACAUAUUUUGUAAAUCAUUUGUAAAUAUCACUUCUUUUAAAAAAAACAUUUCAUCCUUCAUUUAAAGAUUUAUCAUAAACACGGAAAUAAUAGCUCUUAGUUUUGCAUAAAUGCACGCGUACGCGCAAUAUGCGAUCACAUAUAUAUGUAUAUAUAUAUAUAUAUAUAUGACCUGUAAGUCUGUUUUGUCAGAUUUGAUUGUUGAUUUUACCGAUUGUUUAUUCGACACUCAAUUUCAUACGUGCGCGGUACGUUCUUGAUAUAAGAUUGCAUUAAUCAGUAGCGUAAUCAUUGUCGGAGCAAUGUACCUACGAUAACACACUAGAGCGUUAAUCGAUGAUUAAGUAUAUAAAAUGUUUUAAAAAAAUAAGAAACUGAUAGAAAUUAAAAAAAAAAAAUAAUGCAGUCCAUGAAAUGGAAAAGCAAGAUUGCGAUUAAAUUGUAACGCGACGCUAACUUUUACCUUUAUUUUAUAUUCUCUUUCUCUAGGCAACAUUUCACAUUUAAAAUGUACGUCUCAAACCAAUGUUCUUUUUUAUAGUACUUCCAUUUUUUGUUAAUAAUUUGAAGAAACUAGUAAAAACUAAAAAGAUGACAAGCGAUUAAAUGUUGAAGGUACAUACGUUACAUGCUCACCAAAGAAGAUCCUUGAAAAUACUUUUCUAUACCUCGAUGAAACGUUGAAAUAUUGUAAAAUACACUUAUUGUAACAUGUGCUGCCAUUGCAACAAAACUUGAAAGAUCAAUCAAAUUUUCUCUACUUGGACUAACGCGAAGAAAAUAAAACACGAUUUGUAAUCAUAAUUUCCGAGGAAUAAUGUUAAUGAUCACUAACCUCGAAUUAGGGUUUGUUUAAUUUCUUAUAAGUAUAAAUAAACAAUUCCUAGUUAUACUUUUAUACAACAAAUUUAUUUUCUUAAGAUAUUUGUUUAAUAUCCUAUAAGUGUACAUAACA